CACGGAGCACGGACGACUCCAGUUCCGGUACCUCAAGAAGCACCGUAGUUACAACGACGGCGGGAAGUUCUACGGAUCAACUUAACCAAAAAUAAGCUUAACUUAUCAGGCGUUUUUUCGAAGGGUCGGGAAUUCACCAUUAAAUACCAAUGGAGCUGUAAUUGGGAACACGCUAACUACAACCUAAGUUCAACGGCGCGGGACUCUGCUAUAAUGGCUAACGUCGGCAACCAGCUACCAACACAGGCCGUUAGCAAGCCUGCGCCAGGGAAACAUGGAAAUGUAUUGCCCCUGUGGGGUAACGAAAAGACUAUGAACCUAAACCCAAUGAUUCUUACCAAUGUACUAUCCUCACCAUAUUUCAAAGUUCAGCUUUAUGAACUAAAGACCUACCACGAAGUUGUGGAUGAAAUCUAUUUCAAGGUGACUCACGUUGAGCCUUGGGAAAAGGGAAGCAGAAAGACCGCAGGCCAGACUGGAAUGUGCGGAGGGGUGCGUGGAGUUGGGACUGGUGGUAUUGUGUCAACUGCUUUCUGUCUUCUAUACAAACUGUUUACUCUGAAGCUGACUCGCAAACAGCUGAUGGGUCUCAUCACUCACACAGACUCUCCAUACAUCAGAGCACUUGGCUUCAUGUAUAUAAGAUACACGCAGCCCCCAACAGAUUUGAUAGAAUGGUAUGAUGGUUUCCUGGAUGAUGAGGAGGAGCUUGAUGUGAAGGCAGGAGGUGGCUGUGUCAUGACCAUUGGAGAGAUGCUGCGCUCCUUCCUGACCAAACUAGAGUGGUUCUCCACUCUUUUUCCCCGUAUCCCAGUGCCUGUGCAGAAGAUUAUUGACCAGCAGAUAAAGGCUAGACCUCGUAAGAUAGCUCAGAAGGAGACACAAGAUGAAGAAGCUACAUUCACAGAGUCAGGGAGGCAAGGGGAACGUCGUCGCUCCAGGAGCCCACGACGAACACCGAGCCCCCGAAGGUCUCCUAAGCGUUCAAGGAGCAGGAGCCACCAUCGCGAGAAAGAACGCCACGGCCCGAGCUUUGAUCGCGAGUUGGAGAGAGAACGUGACCGGCAGAGGAAGGAGAGGGAGGGCAGGGAAAGAGACAGGGACAGAGGAGAACGGGGAGAAAGGGAGAGGCGACGAUCUCGCAGCACCGACAGGAACCAAGACCGGCGCGAACGCAGAAGGAGUCGUAGCGGCAGCCGGGACCGAAGGAACGAACGAAGAGACAAAGAGAGGGACGGAGGGGACGACAGGAGCCGGAGGAAGGACAGGGAUCACCACAAAGACAGGGGGACAGAGAGAGAGCGGUCCAGGGAUAAAAAGAGCAGGGGAGAGACUGACGACCGGAGGCAUAAAGACGACAGGGAGAGGCACAGAGAGGAGAGGAAGGCCAAGCGGUCCAGCCGGAGUCGAAGCAGGGAGAAGAGGCACAAAAGUGGAGGGGAAGAGAAAAGCAGGAAACGGGAGAGAAGCCACAGCAGAGAAAGGGACAGGGAUAGAGAUGGAGAACAGCGAUCUCACAGACGUAGUCGUAGCAAAGAGAGGAGCCACCAUCAGCGGGAGUCCAGUAAUGACCAUAGUAAACAUAGUGAACGCAGACGGAGUCAGAGCACUGAGUAAUUGUCGCUUUUGAGCAACAUUACUUCUACCCCUGUUUAUCUCCCUGUUUUCUACCCAGUUGUUUCUCCUGUCGCCUGUGCUAAAGGGUAUGUUAGCACAGCAGACAUCUGGAAUUGUUGUCUUUGGCCAAUGUAACGUUGCUUUUCAUUGUUUUUUCUGCCUUUGUCACUCCCCAUUAGACCAUUGUUAGUUUUCACUUGAAAUUUGAAAAGUGGAAAAAAUGGCAUUUUAAUUUUCUAUGGUUCUUUUUGCCCCAGGAAGACAUGGGUUUGUACAUAAUGUUCCUAAGGUUGUCUACACACAAGUGGUCUGAGUGGAAUUCUCUGCUGGACUGGUUGAAGUCUGUGCUGAAAACACGUAAACAUCCACACAUAAUGUAUGUAAUUUACAAAGAAACUGUACAUCAGACAGUGUAAAAAUUACUACAUGCUUACUGAAAUAUGACCAGUGUUUCCAAAUGUAAUCAUCUUGGUGAGCUGUAUUCAUACAACAGUUUGGAAUAUGUGGAAUUUGAGCACAGCAAGUUAAGAUGAAGCAGAGCCACUCAAUCCACAAAUGUGCGUCGACAGCCUAAGAAUGUUUUAAUCAUCUAAAGGGCGGUUUGCAAAGGGUAAUUUAUACCACACACACUGAGACCUGCUUGUGCUGUGUUUGGGUUAUUGCUCUGUUGCAUUUUGUUUUCUAAUAAAAUACUUUUAUGAUCAA
Sphaeramia orbicularis (orbiculate cardinalfish) is the source of this 2322-nucleotide messenger RNA. RefSeq names its product pre-mRNA processing factor 38B (gene prpf38b). The transcript has 6 exons. Bases 214 to 1617 code for a protein of 467 amino acids. The record is from RefSeq and is a predicted model, not a curated record. NCBI's taxonomy places the organism in Eukaryota, Metazoa, Chordata, Actinopteri, Kurtiformes, Apogonidae.